Molecule: messenger RNA, 1083 nt
Organism: Eubalaena glacialis (North Atlantic right whale)
Lineage: Eukaryota; Metazoa; Chordata; Mammalia; Artiodactyla; Balaenidae
Gene: GPR20
Product: G protein-coupled receptor 20
Exons: 1
Coding region: 1-1083 (360 amino acids)
Biological process (GO): phospholipase C-activating G protein-coupled receptor signaling pathway; positive regulation of Rho protein signal transduction
Cellular component (GO): membrane
Molecular function (GO): G protein-coupled receptor activity
Source: RefSeq, a predicted model, not a curated record
AUGCCCUCCGCGUCUUCCGCGGGGCCCUCGGCCAUGGCUGCCCCCAAUGCCACAGCGGCGGCGGCAGCGUGGACUAACGUCAGCAUGCCGGAGACGCCCCUGUUCCACCUGUUCGCUCUGCUGGACGAGGAGCUGCACGCCGCCUUCCCAGGCCUGUGGCUGGCGCUGAUGGCGGUGCACGGCGUCAUCUUCCUGGUGGGGCUGGUGCUCAACGGGCUGGCGCUGUACGUCUUCGGCUGCCGCACCCAGGCCAAGACGCCGUCGAUCAUCUACACCAUCAACCUGGUGGUGACCGACCUGCUGGUGGGCCUGUCCCUGCCCGCGCGCUUUGCUGUCUUCUACGGCACCCGCGGCUGCCUGCGCUGCGCCCUCCCGCACGUCUUUGGCUACUUCCUCAACAUGCACUGCUCCAUCCUCUUCCUCACCUGCAUCUGCGUGGACCGCUACCUGGCCAUCGUGCAGCCCGAUGGUUGCCGCCGCUGGCGCCAGCCUGCCUGCGCCAGGGCCGUGUGCGCCUUUGUGUGGCUGGCCGCCGGCGCCGUGACCCUGUCCGUGCUGGGCGUGACGGCCACCGGCGGUCCCUGCUGCCGCGUCUUUGCGCUGACCGUCCUGGAGUUCCUGCUGCCGCUGCUGGUCAUCAGCGUGUUCACCGGCCGCAUCGUGUGCGCGCUGUCGCGGCCGGGCCUGCCGCGCCAGGGCCGCCAGCGCCGCGUGCGGGCCGUGCAGCUGCUGCUCACCGUGCUCGUCAUCUUCCUCGUCUGCUUCACGCCCUUCCACGCCCGCCAGGUGGCUGUGGCGCUGUGGCCCGACGUGCCCCGCCACACGAGCCUCGUGGUCUAUCAUGUGGCCGUGACCCUCAGCAGCCUCAACAGCUGCAUGGACCCCAUCGUCUACUGCUUCGUCACCAGCAGCUUCCAGACCACUGUCCGUGGCCUCUUCCGCCGGCACGGAGCGGAGCGCGAGCCCAACAGCUGCGACGUGGUCAGCAUGCGCAAGAGCUCCAAGGACCCAGCUCACCAUCACAUCCUCGGCGCCAGACCUCGAGCCCUCACGCAGGCCCUGGCUAAUGGGCCUGAGGCUUAG